CUCGAACAGUCUGCUUCCCGUCAUCGCCACUUGACAAUAGCUCUCCGAUUUUGGAUAGCAACUCUCUCGCUCACUCACUCAAUUGUCUGUAUCCAACACCUACACCUCACCAUGUCUUCUACCAACAACCGCUUCCUCAUCUGGGGAGGCAAGGGCUGGGUCGCCGGCCACCUCAAGGACCUCCUCGAGAAGCAACGCAAGGAAGUCUUCACCACCUCUGUCCGCAUGGAAGACACCGCCGGCGUCGCCCAGGAGCUUGAGAAGAUCAAGCCCACCCACGUCCUGAACGCUGCCGGCUGCACCGGUCGACCCAACGUCGACUGGUGCGAGGAUAAUAAGGCGCAGACGGUCCGCUCCAACGUGAUCGGCACUCUGACGCUCGCGGAUCAGUGUGCACAACGAGGUAUUCAUUGCACCAUCUUUGCGACCGGGUGCAUCUACCAGUAUAACGAGGCUCAUCCCAUAGGCGGCCCUGGCUUCAAGGAGGAGGAUGCUCCUAACUUUACUAGAAGCUUCUACUCCAUGACCAAGGGCCAUGUUGAGCCUAUCCUGGCAUGCUACGACGGCAUCCUCAUCCUCCGUUUCCGCAUGCCCGUCAGCGACGACCUCCACCCCCGUAACUUUGUCACCAAGAUCGUCAAGUACGACCGCGUCGUCGAUAUCCCCAACAGCAACAGCAUCCUCCACGAUCUCCUCCCCUCGUCCAUCCUGCUCGCCGAGCACCGCGAGACGGGCGUCUACAACUUCACCAACCCGGGCGCCAUCUCGCACAAUGAGGUGCUCAGCCUGUUCAAAGAGAUUGUCCGCCCGGACUACACGUGGAAGAACUUUAGCCUCGAGGAACAGUCCAAGGUCAUCAAAGCCGGGCGGAGCAACUGCAAGCUCGACACUACCAAGCUGGUGAACAAGCUUAAGGAGUAUGAGUAUGAGGUGCCUGAGGUUCAUGAUGCUUACAGGCAGUGCUUUGAGAGGAUGAAGGCUGCUGGUAUUCAAUAACGAACAACAGUUGUCUCGUAUUGACAUAGUAUUUUUUUCUCGGAUAUCCCAAAAUAGUUCAAAUCAGUAGAAUAAUAUUAACCCAUCACAUGCCAAUCACAUGAAUUAAUGGCCCCACGUCAUAAGGGGGGGUUGGCGUGUUC
Fusarium redolens is the source of this 1139-nucleotide messenger RNA. RefSeq lists its product as uncharacterized. The transcript is spliced from 2 exons. Gene Ontology annotation, cellular component: methionine adenosyltransferase complex. Bases 112 to 996 code for a protein of 294 amino acids. The record is from RefSeq and is a predicted model, not a curated record. Gene Ontology annotation, biological process: S-adenosylmethionine biosynthetic process. Gene Ontology annotation, molecular function: methionine adenosyltransferase regulator activity. Lineage: Eukaryota; Fungi; Ascomycota; Sordariomycetes; Hypocreales; Nectriaceae.